CGUUUUGAAACUGACUUGCAGUCUAGUGAAAAUGGCAACGGGCUGACAGUUUAGAGCUGCCGAGUGAAUCAGGCCACAAGUUACUUAUGCCGUACUUGGAAGAACAAUAUUCUGAAGACACCAUGGACGACAGCAAGCCAGAGGUGUCUGUCAUCGAUGUGUAUGACAUCGCGUCGGAAAUUGGCAAGGAGUUUGAGAAGAUGAUAGACGUCUAUGGGACGGACGCAGUCAUCAGUUUGAUGCCUAAAGUGAUCAACGCCCUGGAGCAGCUAGAGGGUCUGGCCACCAGAAAUGAACGCGAGACGAAUCAAAUUCAAGAGCUCAAGGCUCGCAUUGCACAGCUGGAGAAGGACAAGAUCGGCAAAGCGGAGGACCGACAGCGCUUUGAAAUGGAAUUGGAGCAAAUUGAAGAGCACUGGAGGGAGGAGUCGAGAGACCUCGAAGCAAUGGUGUCUCAUUUACAAGAGGAGAAUCGCAAACUGUCAUCACUUCUUGCUCAGAAACAAGCUGAAAAAUCUUCAGAUCCAGGUGCUUUGUUGAGCCCAGAGGUAGAUAUGGCAUUAGUACAGAGACUACGGGGUAUGGUGGAUCGCCUCAAGGAUCAGUUGCGACAAAGAGACCGAGAAGUUCACAGUAAACAAACUGAAGUUGAAUCUCUGUCUGCUCAAGUUGAACAGUUGACAAUUAUCAGCCGUGAGUUAAGACGCAAACAAAGGCUGGGGCAGGCACAGAUCCACUCACUCAUUGAUGAAAGAGCAGACUUUUUGGCCCAAGUGCAUGAUCAGCAACGAGAAGUAUCAUCAUUGAGGCAACGUCUGGGUUUGGCUGAGAAGGAGAAUGAAGAUUUGAGUAUAUCUGCUAACCCAGACCUAACUAAUAAAGUUAUGUAUGAUAAAGAUGAUCCUAAUCGACCAAGGUUUACAACUGAGGAGCUGAGGGAAAUUCUUCAUGAGCGAAAUGAGCUUAAAGCAAGAGUCAGUGAUUUAGAAGAUGAGCUGGAGAUGUAUAGACCAAAAGAUCCACCACAGAGCCCACAGGAAGAGGAGCUAAUGGUUGAGGGUCCUUUACCGCAAGAACCUGAUGAUGCCCCCUGGAAAAAGACGGAUUCUGGAAUACGCAAGUUCUUUCGUCGGCUGUUCAGUGAAGGUGUCACUGGUGGUGGUACCGCAAGUGUGCUGCCAUUUGUUGGAGGCAGUAGCAGCAGUGGUUCUAAACCCAUCCUUUCAUCUUCUCUCUCCAAGAUUGGUUUGUCUGGCCAUUUGUCUGCUUCUGGCGCCGCCGACACGACCGUCUGAUGGAAUAACCACAGCUCUCUGGGCAGGACUGGUCGACAUAGACACCGCUGGUAAUUUGCAGCUGCACACAAGUUUAUUGCGCCUGUGAUAUACAAUGCGUUAUAACACGCUCUAGACGGAUUAUAAGAGUUCCUUUUUCUUUUUCCUCUCUUCUUAAACUCAGCAUAGACUGAUACACAUGACCAAUGCUCCACAAUCUGCUUUUUAUCUGCGCCAUAUCAUUGUUUCUUUGAAAGAGCAAAUGAUGAGAGGUUUUCUUUGUAUUGCAUAUCGUUCUUUUAUUUUAAAUGUAUUUCAACUGUUUUUCCUGUAGAUUGCUUUUCUCCAAAUGUAUAUUCGAAUUGAAGUGUCGAAAGGUGAUAGUAAGAGUAAAAGAGGCUGUGGAAAAAUAUCUAAUUGAUUAUGAAAUAAAUAUUACCCUUAGAUGGUUUAUUCAUAUACAUAUAUUUAAUGUUGCUACUGAUCCUGUGUUGACACAGUUCAGUUGUUAUCUCUCAAUCAAACAUAACAUCACUUCUGUUUUGUGAAAUUGUAUUAACUAGCUGUAAGUUUUAAGCUUUUGGUGCUUUGUGAAGAAGUAUUAAGUAGUGUGUUAACUUUGUUAAUUUUUUUUUUAAAUUGUUUGCCUUGUUUUAUAUGUUGAAACUUAAAGAAUGUUGAUUUGCCAUUCUGUAAGAAGUUUUUCCUUUUCUUUGCGAGGCUUUAUUCGAAUCAAACAUUUAGCAUGUGGCCAUAACAUAGUGAUUGAUCAUGGACCUACUCUUUGUGUCAUAGAAUAUUUAGUAGGGAAUAUUCUACAAAGUCUCUUUAUCAUUCCAAUGAGAUGCCAAGUCAUGUGCAAUGUAAUACUACAUUAUGAGCACAAUUUUAUAAUUCUCUUUUAUUUUGUUGUUGAAGUAGUUAAAAGUAAACAGCAAAAUACCAAUUUUAAAUUUUAUAGGAACUUGCUUGGUUUGUAUUCUAGUAUGAAAAUAGAAUCUCUGAAUACUUCAAGAAUCAGAUUAUUUGUGAAUGUUCUCUUGAAGUCAAGAAGUAAAGACUUGUGUUAUUUAGAAGAGUUCUCUCAUGUCUCAAGUUCAUUUUAUGGUGGAGACUGAAUGAGACCGCUGGGGCCAUUGUGAUGCAAAGUAAUAUGGGUCCUGAACUAAGAGUUUCGUCUUAACUUCUUUCUUGAUACUUACGUUGAAUUUGUCUUCCAUAUCACCGCAGAUCUGAUUUUAUGUAGCCAUGAUUGUUUUGCGACUGUUUUGAAAUAUUUUUGUUUUGUUCAAAGCUUUAUUAAAUGAGCUAAUGUAUAUUUUCGAUGGAAAA
Thrips palmi is the source of this 2606-nucleotide messenger RNA. RefSeq names its product RILP-like protein homolog (gene Rilpl). The record is from RefSeq and is a predicted model, not a curated record. Gene Ontology annotation, biological process: cilium assembly. Gene Ontology annotation, cellular component: ciliary basal body; cytoplasm. Bases 87 to 1295 code for a protein of 402 amino acids. The transcript has 7 exons. Lineage: Eukaryota; Metazoa; Arthropoda; Insecta; Thysanoptera; Thripidae. Gene Ontology annotation, molecular function: protein dimerization activity.